Molecule: messenger RNA, 2206 nt
Organism: Lethenteron reissneri (Far Eastern brook lamprey)
Lineage: Eukaryota; Metazoa; Chordata; Hyperoartia; Petromyzontiformes; Petromyzontidae
Gene: PIH1D1
Product: PIH1 domain containing 1
Biological process (GO): rRNA processing; box C/D snoRNP assembly
Cellular component (GO): ribonucleoprotein complex; cytoplasm; R2TP complex
Source: RefSeq, a predicted model, not a curated record
ACACACAGCCGCAAGUGGUGGGGACGUCACCGCAAGCGCUCGUGCCAGGCUAGGUGCACCUCGAGGCCACGUGAAGUGUUGCAAUGCUCGGCUUCUGGCAGGUCACGGGACAGACCCAAGUGUCGUGAGUUGACUGAGAUGACGGGCAGAGAGGCACCGCCGGUGCUCCCCGCCGUGCCACCUCGCUGUGUUCUAUCCACCCGCCCUCCGCUGCUGCUGGAGGGCGACUGCCUCCGACUGCCCAGUAGCAGCAGCGCCCUUCACGAGCCUCCUCCACAGAGGCCGAUCUUGACACCCGCUGGUACCAGUCAUCGGCAAGUCCACUCAGCUCCACAUCCUCCUGUGGGAGCUUCCAAACAGCGUUGCGCAGCCCAUGAAACUAUAACGCCGCUCGAAUAAUUCGGAGUGAGACCUGCUGCCAAACGAGAACUGGUCAUAAGCAUACUGCCUGGGUAUGGGAAACAUCUCUCUUCACAACUGCCCCGUCACUCGUGGGAGUUAAGGGGGUGGAGUGUUUGAUGACAAUACCACAGGGAUCUGGUGAGAUGAGUAACACGGAGCUGCUGCACCUGGGCACCCAGGAGGACGAGCUGCUCUAUAAGCGCCUUAUGCUGCAGGCUGUAGAAGAAGCCCAGGCAGCUCAUCCUGUGCCCGUCCCUCCAUCAAAUCAGAUCACCCCUUCGCCAGGCUUGUGUGUAAAAACCCAAGGGGGUCCCGAGGGAGAGCAGCCUGGCAAGGUUUUUGUGAACGUCUGCACGUCGCCCGCGGUGCCUUCUCCUCCGUCGAUAUCGGAGGAGCAGCUGGCUGCGCUGCUGGACUCCAGCGAUCCCACCUCCUAUCGCGUGCCCAUGAGCCUUGGAGAGCCACACGAUGAGUUUGACACAGGUGGAAAUGUUUGCACGGCGUACGACGUGGUCAUAAACCCGGAAUUCUAUGACCGGGCAAAGGGGAGUGAACUCUUCAUGAACUUCCUGCUCAUCGUGGUGCUCGAGGGAUUGGAGGACAAGUACCACAUUCAGAUAAACAAAGAGUGGAAGCUGCUGAAGAACCGCAAGUUCAUGGGCUCCCUGUCCCAGCAGCACGUACGAACGCGUCCUCGCCCCGUCAUCCAGGAGCUGUCCUCCGGGUCAUCACAACUACCGAGUAACCAACCCAAGGAGAGAGAAUCGAUCGUUCAGCCAAAGUACCGACUGCUGCGAGAGCCCGCAAGUGGACAGCCGCGUUUUCUGGUUGCGGAAAUUAACUUGCCGAAGAUGACAUCCAGCAGCUCCCUACAGCUGGACUUGGGAGAAGACCGAGUGGUGCUGUCCACGCAACCAAGUCGUCCUGCCUUGUUUAGAAUUCGACUUGCCGUGGUGUGUACAGCAGGAGGAGAGCUCAGCCCAGUUCAAUCGUGACACCAAGAUCCUACACAUCACCAUGCCCGUUCAGGAGUAAAGGUCUUGCCACGCAACAGAGAAUUAAAAUGACGGAGCUCGGGCUUCUUGUUGCGUCUGUGCUGCGCUCCAAUCCUGAGUGAGGGCCUCUGUUUACUUUGAGGGCGAGUAAUGUCUAUGGAGCUCUAUCAUGCCGAGUGUCCACAGCAUAUUGUAACCACGGUGGACCGUCAUCAGGCCACGUGCAUACAACUCAGAGUAGGCCUCCGCGGCUAUGAGCAUGCCGGGACCGUGCUGAGACAGCACCACUGUCAGUGCUGACGUUGGUGCAAUGGCGGCAGGACCCGUGACAUUGCUUCGUUGUCACCGUAGCUACAAGAAGCAUCAGCCGUGAUAUCGCUCAUCUCACUCAAACCCACUUAACCAAUUAACAGUGUCAGACACACGGUGUGGACAUUUAACCUCAAGUUAGAUAACCUGCGCUCAUUACUUCCCGACCAUUACCACCACCACCACCCUGAUGCUCCUCGAUUCCAGAUGCGGUGUGCUCUCCUGGGGUCGGAUUAUUUGGUGACCCAGGUGCCUCUUGCAUACGAGGCCGUCCUUGCCUCUUGAGUUAUCGCCUGGCUAAACAAAAUUAAUUCGGAAACUAAACUGGGUCAUUGUGGAUGGGAGAUGAGGUACAGUUCAGGUCAAAGCACGUCUCUGGUCCAUUGGCAAUCGCGGAAAAAGUUGUUCUGUGUAGACUUGUUUGUGUUCACAAAUGUGACCAAUAUUGUUUACUUGCCUAUUUGAUAUUUAAAAAAACUAAAUAAAUGAUUUCACAUGAU